AUGCUGUGGAGUGCUGCUUUGGCACUGCCAGCCCUUGCAACGGACUGGAGUAUUGCAGCAUGUCCCCCUCUGCCGCAAGACAUAGAUGACAUCGAUGACACUCUGAACUUGAUGUCUUGUAUUCACGGUAAGCAGAAGGAAUCCUCCAAGCACUUCUACAUUCGUCAGUGGUAUCGACAUAUCGAGGAAUUGAGCAUGAAAGCCUUUCGAUGCCACCAAGACAAAGAUAUCCAGGCAGUCUUGAGAACUCUGGAACUCAUGGAUCGCACCUUGUGCCUGGUGAAGUUCAAAGAUUGCCUCGAGCUUCACAACAGAUACGAAAAUGCAGUGCAUCACGUUUGUUCGCAGCUAGAAGAAGAACUCUUGAGUUGCGCAUCAUGGCAGGAUUUGCGGAAACUGCCCCUGGAUGUGUUUGAAGCGCUGGAAGCAACAAUCUCACGGUGCACUCGCAUCGUAGACCCUUUCUGGGAGCUCUUGGAAAGCCUUCACACAGGUGUUGUGUGGACUUUCGGCGCGCACCAUGCACCAAAGUCAUGCGAGUCGGAUGGUCCUGACUUGGCAUCAAACUUGAUUUGCAAUGGCUGGGCUGGCAUUUUGGUGGAAGGACAUGCUGCACGUCGCGCCGUGCUCAAGCAAGAAUUUGGGCAUCGACGAAAUUUGGUAAUUGUGUCUCAACUGGCGAUGCGGGAGACAGUGGGCCGUGUGUUGGAAGAUGCCACUUGGAACAACCUCGACCUCAGGGAUGCCGAGGUGGAUUUGCUCCAGAUCACUUUCGGCGCAAACGACUGCGAGAUUCUGCGAGGUAUUGUUGAAAGUGGUUUCCGGCCACGCUUUGUGCGUGCCAUUUUUUGGCAUCCAGUCCCGCCGCCCCUGGUGUACCAGCCACGCACUCAUCGUUUGCUGGGAGAUUGGUACGAGGAUGCCUUCGAGGCAACAGGCGAGGGCUGCUCUCUGCAAGCCAUCCUCGAUGCCUUGAAUGAUCACUACGUCCUUUGGGGCUUCGACAGUCGUGACUGCGAGAAGGCGAACUUUGUGCGGCGGGAUUUGGUGCAGAAUCGGAAUAAUCCGUUCAAUCUCGGCGACAUUGAAGAUAACGCGCAAGAUCUGCAAGCCUUGUGGGCUGCCAGGUUCAACAACACUGCUUGCUUCUUGAACAAUCACGUCUUUGACACUCUGAUGGUCGACCCACGACUGAUGCAGGAACUCCCCGCGAACUUGCCAACGCAGUCUGGGAUUUUGGAAGUGAAGAUCGACGAGCCUCCAUUGAAGCUUUCGACAGAUAUGCUGAGCGGGACAGUUUGGGCAGGAUCUGCGCGCGUUAUUCAGACCCAUGAGAUUCCAUUCUCCAAGGAGCUAAAAGGCGCCCUUGCAGAGAAUGUCUACGAAGCCUUCGACAAAGGGAAAGGAAGUCGUGACAGCCUCGAUCUUCUUGAAGGCAACCAGACCAUGGGCAGGUAUUUGUUUGAGAAGCGUAGCAAUGACAACCUGGGCACCUCCUAUGGGGCCAUUUCUAUGUCUGGAGAAGAGAAGGGUCAGGCAAAUCUGACCCUUUGGUUUAGUCGCCAGGCCUAUCAUGCUGUUCCUGUCAUGGUAAACCUUUAGAACAAUGCUCGCAUGAAGCUGCUGGGCAUGGGACAAAGCAACGUGCAGGUAUUCAGCCAUCCAUUGCCAAAGACACAACAGCUAGUUCAAGAAGAAAUGUCUGGAGGCAGUCAGGUGCUGACAGACCUCUUUGUGGCGCUCACAGUUAUUCUGGCCAUGGGCUUCAUUCCAGCAAGCUUCCUGGUGUACCUGGUCCACGAGAAGUCCACAAAUGGCAAGCACCAGCAAUUGCUGACUGGCAUUUCCCCGCUCCUUUACUGGUUUGCCAACUAUUGUUGGGAUAUCGUCAACUUCUUGCUCCCUUUGCUGCUUUGCGUGUUCAUUUUCCUAGCAUUCCAGGCGCAGUGGUUGCCCAGAUUUUAGCGUCGGUUGCGCUUGGCCACUUGCUUUGCUCUAUAU
Molecule: messenger RNA, 2001 nt
Organism: Cladocopium goreaui
Lineage: Eukaryota; Dinophyceae; Suessiales; Symbiodiniaceae
Source: the annotation of a GenBank genome assembly